AUGUCGGACCUCAGCGAUGACUACCUCCUCGACGAUGAUGUCGAGGAUACCAUGGACGAGGACUCGGUCUACGGCGACUACGACCAGGGCGUCGACGACUCGGAAGAAGAGCGGGACGAUGACCUAGGCUUUGGCGUCGCCGAGGACGCAUUUGCUGGUGGCGACACGGCUGCCGAGCGCUCCAAGAGCUAUCAAGUCGAAUACAAGUCACACACGAUCGGGUCGAUCGAACAAGCGCAGCAGAAGGAGGUCGAGCACGUCGCCAGCAUGUUCAUGAUCAAGGACACCGAUGCCGCCAUCCUGCUUCGCCACUUUGGCUGGAACAAAGAGCGUCUCAUCGAGCGCUUCAUGGACUCACCCGACAAGGUCAACCUCGAGGCGGGCGUGCACGACGACCCAGCGCGGCCGAAGCUUCAGAAGCUGCCCGACUUUACGUGCGAGAUCUGCUACAUGAGCUCCGACGACUCGCCCGACGGUCAAAUGGAGACGCUGGCACUCGCGUGCGGCCACCGCUACUGUCGCGACUGCUACCAGCACUAUCUGGAGCAGAAGAUCCGCGCCGAGGGCGAGUCGAGGCGCGUGCAGUGCAUGCGCGAAAAGUGCAACCUGGUCAUUGACGAACGCACCGUCGGACUCGUAGUGGUGCCAGAGGUGUUUGAACGCUACAAGAUCCUGCUCAACCGCACGUAUGUCGACGACAGCAACGUGCUUCGAUGGUGUCCGGCGCCCAACUGCGAACUGGCGGUGGAGUGCCACGUGUCGAACAAGAUGCUCAACAAAGUUGUACCUUCGGUGCGAUGCGACUGCGGCCAUGCGUUCUGCUUUGGAUGCGGCAAUGCGGCCCACGCGCCGGCCAUCUGCCCGAUCGCCAAGCUGUGGCUCAAGAAGUGCGAAGACGACAGCGAGACGGCCAACUGGAUUUCGGCCAACACCAAGGAGUGCCCCAAGUGCAACUCGACGAUCGAGAAGAACGGCGGAUGCAACCACAUGACCUGCCGCAAGUGCAAGUACGAGUGGUGCUGGAUCUGCGCGGGACCAUGGUCGGAGCACGGCAAUUCGUGGUACAACUGCAACCGCUUCGACGAGAAGAGCGGCGCCGAGGCGCGCGACUCGCAGGCCAAGUCGCGGGCGCAGCUGGAGCGCUACCUGCACUACUUUAACCGCUUUGCGAACCACGAGCAGUCGGCCAAGCUGGACCGCGACCUGUACGGGCGCACGGAGAAGAAGAUGGAGGAGAUGCAGCUGACGACGGAUCUGACGUGGAUCGAGGUGCAGUUCCUCAAGAAGGCGGUGGACGAGCUGUGCGAGUGCCGCAUGACGCUCAAGUGGACGUACUGCAUGGCGUACUACCUCGCGCGCAACAACAUGACGGAGCUGUUUGAGGACAACCAGCGCGACCUGGAAAAGGCGGUGGAGGAUCUGUCGGAGCAGCUCGAGAAGCCGAUCGAGCCCAAGACGAUCCCCGAGCUGCGGCAGAAGGUGACGGACCUCACGGUGUACGUGCACAAGCGCCGUGGCAUCCUGCUGUCCGACACCGCCGAAGGCUUCCAAGAGGACCGCUGGUCGUGGAACGUGACCUUCUGA
Moesziomyces antarcticus is the source of this 1584-nucleotide messenger RNA. Its product is annotated as RING finger protein. Gene Ontology annotation, cellular component: cytoplasm; ubiquitin ligase complex. The coding region runs from base 1 to 1584 and encodes 527 amino acids. The transcript has a single exon. Gene Ontology annotation, molecular function: ubiquitin protein ligase activity; zinc ion binding; ubiquitin conjugating enzyme binding. Lineage: Eukaryota; Fungi; Basidiomycota; Ustilaginomycetes; Ustilaginales; Ustilaginaceae. Gene Ontology annotation, biological process: protein polyubiquitination; positive regulation of proteasomal ubiquitin-dependent protein catabolic process; ubiquitin-dependent protein catabolic process. The record is from RefSeq and is a predicted model, not a curated record.